Oppiella nova is the source of this 789-nucleotide messenger RNA. The record is from the annotation of a GenBank genome assembly. Lineage: Eukaryota; Metazoa; Arthropoda; Arachnida; Sarcoptiformes; Oppiidae.
ACAUUGCUGUACGAGAAGGCAAUUAAAGCGAUGGCCAAACAACGGGUAACCCUCGAAGUGCUCUCAUAUCACGCCUCAGCUCAAGAAGAAGAAGCCCUCAAAGUCUCCCGAAUGGUUAUCCCGUCGACAACUGCUCUCCACUUAACGAAUCUUCGUUUCAAUGACUUUAGUCUCGAGGAAGAUAUGAUGAUUAAGGCCUGCAUUCGUAUGUUUCUCGAUCUCGACUUAAUUGAAAGGUUUCAAAUUGAUUAUAAGGUUCUCUGCAAAUGGAUACUUAGCGUCAAAAAGAACUACCGGCCCGUUCUGUACCACAAUUGGAGGCAUGCCUUCAAUGUCGCGCAAAUGAUGUUCGCUAUACUUGUGAACACACAAUAUUGCCGAGUUUUGGGUGAAUUGGAAACCCUGGCGCUUAUAGUAGCCUGUCUAUGCCACGACCUGGAUCACAGGGGCACCAAUAACUCAUUUCAAAUUAAGUCAUGCAGUCCAUUGAGUUGCCUCUACUCGACCAGUACUCUAGAGCACCACCACUUCGAUCAAUCCCUGAUGAUUCUUAGCAGUCAAGGUAACCAAAUAUUAAGUCAUCUCUCGCCUGACGAGUACCGAAGGGUUGUUCACGUGUUAGAGGAAGCAAUACUGGCCACCGAUUUGGCCGUUUAUUUCCGCAAACGGGGAAACUUUUUCCGAUUAGUCGAGUCUGAAGAGCACGACUGGACGGGUAAUGAAGAGCACCGGUCGCUAUUGCGAUGUCUACUCAUGACGUGCUGUGAUAUCGGAGCAAUAACUAAGCCC